Messenger RNA from Mugil cephalus (flathead mullet), 4486 nucleotides. RefSeq names its product interleukin 1 receptor accessory protein-like 1a (gene il1rapl1a). NCBI's taxonomy places the organism in Eukaryota, Metazoa, Chordata, Actinopteri, Mugiliformes, Mugilidae. Bases 787 to 2934 code for a protein of 715 amino acids. The transcript is spliced from 12 exons. Gene Ontology annotation, biological process: negative regulation of exocytosis; signal transduction. The record is from RefSeq and is a predicted model, not a curated record.
UAUAGAUGUCUGCUGGAAUUUCUUUCCCCCCCUCAUCCAUUUCGCCGUUAAAUCGAUGGAGAUGACAGAGUGCAGGUGCUGCCGCGGCGCGCAGAGCCAGCAGGGACGGUGUGUGGUGCACUAGGACCGGGGAGAGAUUCUUCUCGUCGUGUGCAUUGCAACUACAGAGCGGAGCUGUGAAGGAAACCCCCCAUCGGAUCUGGCCAUUAUAUCCUUACAUUCCUUUUUUUUUUUCCCUCUCCCCCCCCUCCAUCUCCACCGCGGCGCGGUUGAGUUGGGAUUGCACUAACCAGUCGCGUCUGGGAUAGUCGAGCACCCAGGAGAGGGAUGGCAAUUUAACCCAAUUUGUGUAAAAGUCAGCUUUUUGGGGGGUGGAGAUGGCGGUCGCUUUGCAGCUAAGCCUCAACUCGGUUUAAUCCAACGUUUUAUUAGUAGUAGACUCUCCUUUUCUCCCCGUCAUCCGUUUUUUUUUUUUUUAAUUUAUUUUUAUUUUUUUUUAUUUGAAGCGCGCAAAGUCACAUCUGCGUAGGAGAGCGCUUGGCGCACUUCUUCCCCCAAAGGACAGAGACAAAAUCUCCAUUCUUCUGUUUGGAUUUAAACCGGACGACUGGCUGAAUGGGUGACCUCGCUGAAACGCAGACUAUCAGCAGCUUUCACCCACUGUGUGGAAACGUGUUUUCUCUGUUGGCCAGGAGUUGUGGUGUCCAAAGCCUUCCCCACUGACUGACAAGCGACGUCGUACCAUUUUGGAAUCGAGUUGAAGACUGUGAGGACGGGGGAGGGAAGAUGAGACCUCCCAGCCCUCUGCUGAUCCUGCUGUACGUCACCCUGUCCAAGAGUGUAAAGGUGGUCUCCAAGAGAGGCUCAGUGGACGGCUGUACAGAUUGGUCAGUGGACUACUUGAAGUACCGGGUGCUUCAGGGGGAGCCCGUGCGGCUGAAGUGUGCUCUGUUCUAUGGUUACAUCCGGGCCAACUACAGCCAGGCGCAGAGCGUGGGCCUCAGCCUCAUGUGGUACCGCAGCUCUGGCCUCGGCCACAGCGACUUCGAGGAGCCCAUCUCUUUCGAUGGCGUGCGCAUGAGCAAGGAGGAGGACGCCAUCUGGUUCAGGCCCGCUGACCUUCAGGACGUGGGCCUCUACUCCUGUGUCUUAAGGAACUCCACCUACUGCAUGAAGGUGUCCAUGUCUCUGACGGUGGCGGAAAACGACACGAACCUCUGCUACAACUCCAACAUGAGAAGAGCUGAGAAGGCUGAGCUCAGCAAGAGUAAAGACAUCCUCUGCCCUGACAUAGAUGACUAUGUUGAACCUGGCAAAGAGCCAGACAUCGUGUGGUACAAGGAAUGCCGCCCCAAGCAGUGGCGCGCUAGCAUCAUCCAUAAGAGAGAUAUUCUGUCCAUCCAGGAGGUGAAGGAAGACGACAUUGGGAAUUACACCUGCGAGAUCCAGUUCGGUGGCUUCGUGGUCAGAAGGACGACUGAACUCACAGUAACUGCUCCGUUGACCGACAAACCGCCAAAGAUCCUGUUUCCCUCGGAAAACAAGAUUAGCAACAUGGAGCUGCAGCUAGGGAGCGCUUUGAACCUCACGUGCCGGGCUUUUUUCGGCUACAGCGGUGACGUUAGCCCGCUCAUCUACUGGAUGAAGGGGGAGAAGUUCAUAGAGGACCUUGACGAAGAGAGAGUCCAGGAGAGCGACAUCAAGCUUGUCAAGGAGCAUCUUGGAGAACAGGAAGUGGCCAUUUCCUUGACUAUCGACUCUUUGGAAGAGGAAGACCUGGGAAAUUAUUCCUGCUAUGUGGAAAACGGUAACGGCCGUCGCCAAGCUACAGUCCAGCUCUUCAAGAGGGCAGAGCUCAUGUACACUGUGGAGCUGGCAGGGGGGCUGGGAGCGAUCCUACUGCUGCUCAUCUUCCUCAUCUCCCUCUACAAAUGCUACAAGAUUGAGCUGAUGCUCUUCUAUAGGAGGCACUUUGGCAGCGAGGACAUCGAUGGAGAAAACAAAGACUACGAUGCGUAUUUGUCCUACACCAAAGUGGACCCUGACCAGUGGAGUCAGGAGACCAGGGAGGAGGAGCGCUUCGCCCUGGAGAUCCUCCCAGACGUCCUGGAGAAACACUACGGCUACAAACUCUUCAUCCCAGACCGGGACCUCAUCCCAACAGGAAGUCUCACCAAUGAGCAUUACCAGGAUGACACACGGCUCUUUGGAGCCUACAUAGAGGACGUGGCGCGCUGUGUGGACCAGAGCAAGCGCCUCAUUAUAGUCAUGACACCCAACUACGUGGUGCGACGGGGCUGGAGCAUCUUCGAGCUGGAGACGCGACUGCGCAACAUGCUGGUGACUGGCGAGAUCAAAGUCAUCCUGAUCGAGUGUGCCGAGCUGCGCGGCAUCAUGAACUACCAGGAAGUGGAGGCCCUUAAACACACCAUUAAAACCCUCACUGUCAUCAAGUGGCGCGGCCCCAAAAGCAACAAGCUCAACUCCAAGUUUUGGAAGCAGCUGCAGUACGAGAUGCCGUUCAGGCGCACGGAGCCCAUGCUCACCCACGAGCCCGCGCUGGACGUCAGCGAGCAGGGCCCCUUCGGAGAGCUGCAGACCGUCUCGGCCAUAUCCAUGGCGGCGGCCACCUCCACCGCCAUGGCCACCGCCCACCCAGAGCUGCGCUCCUCAUUCCACAACACCUACCACACCACCAUGAGGCAGAAACACUACUACCGCAGCUAUGAGUACGACAUACCUCCAGGAGGGACCCUGCCACCUCUCUCCUCUCUGGGGAACCAGCACACCUACUGCAACAUCCCUCUAACACUGCUAAAUGGCCAGAGGCCUCCGGGAAAGAGCCGGGAACACAGCCUGGAGGAGGCGCACGCCAACAAUGCCAUGCUCCCUCUGCUGCCCAGAGAAACCAGCAUCUCCAGCGUCAUCUGGUAACGACGAACGAUGACUCGGCGGCAUCGGCUUUAGGACAAGAGUCGAGGUCAGAUGCGCGCAGGCUCGGUCUGGUAGUGCGGAGUCGUGAUUAUGGCAAAAAAGAACGAACAAAAAAAACAAGUGUUGUGGAUCCAUUUGCCUCAAGCUGUUGUUAAACGACAGCAAUUAAUAGAGGCGCGGCAGGUUUUUGGACACGUUUUCCCUUGUUCUUGAAGAGGACUGCGCCUCUUUUACACAGGACGUUUUCUAUGUGGAACUACAGGGGAUGACGUGGAAACGCUGUUUCACUGACUAGCGAGAGACGGACUUGCAAGAACUCCACAUUAAAGGACAAACACACUAUGGCAAUUGUGCACACAAGCAUAAACAUACACUCAAAAAUGUGCAUACAUACAAACAAAAGGAAAACAGGGUCUGUACAUAAUAGUUCAAUUUAUUUGUAGCAUCAGUGUUUUCCUGUUUUGUUCUUUUGUUUGUUUUAUCAUGUUUGUUGCCAUGCUCUCUACUGUAGGAUUUUGCUUUAACUUGUUACACAGAGUUGUAUAUUUUUUAUUGUUUUUUUGUUUUGUUUUUUUUUAGUUUUUUAUUCUUAUUUUAACACGCUUGUUCGGAGAGCCAGUAUGUCACAUACCUGCACUGCUGUGUUCUUUUGUUUGUUUGUUUUUGAAAUCUUUCUGUAGUUUAAGAGAACAUUUUUAAAACUUUUUUGGGAAAUCGCCUGGACAUUUCAGGAACCUUGAGGAGCUGACACUUGUUUUUGUUUACCUGUAAAAGGUGUAUCUAGUUUAAAAGGAAACUCUCUUUUAAAAAAUCAUAGAAUAUGCAAAAAGAAGGAAGAGCUGGCAUAAAUAUAUCGCCCUGCGGGACCGAGGAGGAGUGGUUGGGGAACAGUGCUAGUCCCCUCCAAUCAGAUAGACCGACAGACUGGCAGAUCUCUCUCUAAAGCUUCAUAUUUUCUAUUGAAACAAACAGCCUUGCUGUUUUAGAGUGAUAGUGAAAUGCCUCACCUUAAAAAGAAAUCUGUAGAUUAUUUUAAAAAGAAUUCUAUUUUUAUAACAGAAAAGAGUUUGCUUGAGAAGUCAUACUUAUUUGCAUUUCAUCUUCCAUAGAAAGAGGAUUUGUGUAUAAGUGUUAUGCUGGUUUUGUACACUUGCAAUGUGGUUCUUGGUUCGUUAAGAGAUUGAGGUGGCUUUUGAAUCCCAAAUGACAAAAUAUGUGCUCUACUGUUCUCGAUUCAAAAGUAAAGCAUUUUCAAUGUUUUGGUUUUUAAAACAUAAUAUUAUUAUUCCCAUCCUGAUAAUUCAUUUGGUUCAUAUGGCUAGUUCAUGUUUAAGGAAAGAAAAUAAUACAUAUGUGUUUUGAAAGACUUUUUAAAUAUAUUUGAAGGUGUGAUUUUUGAGUAUGCAUAGCAAAUAGAUAUGUAUUCUAUAUAUAAUAUAGAUAUUUAUAUAAAUAUAUAAACACAAUUUUCACUGGAAAGAAAUGUCUAUCUUUAUAGAAACACAAUCAUUAUCAGUUGCCCUUACUUUCUCACUGCACAUUAAAAACAUUG